ACUUGGAAAGUGAUAAUGAAAUGGAUGUAUAUUGUAUGAUAUGUCAUAUUAUAGCUUAUAACUUAUAAGCUUAAAGCCUAACUUUAACAGUAAACACUCAACACUAAACAGUUAAAUAAUAUUCUGCAUAAAUAAUGGUUUUACUUUUUAGACGAAAUGAAGCUUUAACGGAUUCUUGUAAUUUUCAAAAGUACACUAUCAACUACCUAUAUAUUAAUGGUUCUUAUUUUAUAUCGAUAUUAUGAAAAACGUAUGGGUGUGCUCUACUUCCACUACCCACUACAAAUGAUGGGUCAUUUCGUUGGUUAAAGAUUAAGCUGGUUCUAUAUGCUAAGAUAAGUAUGGUAAAAAGAGUUUCUAAAUCUGAUUGGGAUGCAGAUCCGGAAAUUGGUGAACACGAAGUCAGAUAUUCAGCAUAUGUUCUCAAAUCAACAAAAAAAUCUAGAUUGUCACCAGAAAAAAGACCAUUUUUGCCAUAUGGCGUUGGACCAGUUGUUGACUGUGAAAUUGAUGAUGAUAGUGGAAAACCUGAUUAUUUAAGUUAUAGUAUAAUACCAAAAGAGAAUAAAGAAAAGAUAACAAAAGAACAAACAAAAGAAGUAAAACAAACCAAAAAAACACCUAAUUCAGAAUUAUCUCUAGACCAUGUUCAUAAGGUAAUACGUGAAUUAAAACUUCCUACAUUUCAAAGGAUUAUAAAACAAAAUAAAUUUGAAUUAAUACGAAUAGCAAAACGCCGUCCAGAUCGGUAUCAUUUAUAUGUAGCUAAACUUUUGCUAAGAACAAUAUUUAAUCCUGUUCAGAAAGUUUGGAUAUAUUCACAAAUAAGGGAAGUAUUAAAUAUCCCACCUCAUGAAUUUGCAAGUGUUAAAUAUGUAUACACCGUGUUAGCACCAGAAGCAGCUCUAAUGAUUUUAAAGAAUAAAUUCAAAUGCUUUGCCAAAAUAUGCGAUGAAAAUCAAUUGAAUACUUUGUCACUUUUAAAUAGUACAUUUUUUGAUGACCGAUUUGAAAAAGAUUUACAUUGUCGAACUUAACAAAAUAAUAAUGCAUUAUAAUUAUUAUGUAUUGUAAGA
This is a messenger RNA of Melanaphis sacchari, 1076 nucleotides long. RefSeq lists its product as uncharacterized. The transcript has 10 exons. Bases 342 to 1037 code for a protein of 231 amino acids. The record is from RefSeq and is a predicted model, not a curated record. Lineage: Eukaryota; Metazoa; Arthropoda; Insecta; Hemiptera; Aphididae.